Molecule: messenger RNA, 1628 nt
Organism: Bactrocera tryoni
Lineage: Eukaryota; Metazoa; Arthropoda; Insecta; Diptera; Tephritidae
Gene: L2HGDH
Product: L-2-hydroxyglutarate dehydrogenase, mitochondrial
Exons: 4
Coding region: 238-1605 (455 amino acids)
Molecular function (GO): (S)-2-hydroxy-acid oxidase activity; (S)-2-hydroxyglutarate dehydrogenase activity
Source: RefSeq, a predicted model, not a curated record
ACGUACUUUCAGUCAAUUUUCUACUCUCGCGGAAAGCUCACGCGCCAACAGCAAUAGACAACACGAUAUCGCCUCUUUCCUCGAGAACAUCCGAGCAUAUUCAUACGCAGUAUAAAUACUUUCUACAGCUGAUAGAUUGAAAGAGUAGGACUACAAGGUCAACUGAGGUGUCAGUGUUACGCGUACGUUGAAAGGAAUCGUUUUGAGUAGUAGAGAAAGUGAUAAUUCCCUGCGAGAAUGGCACAACUUAUAAAAAGCAUAAGGGGCACGAUAGUUUUGGGGCAAAAGUUGACAAGCCCAACUGUGACUAUUGCGACGGCGGGUCAGCGACGCUUCAGGAGCACACAAAGCGAUGACUAUGAUUUGGUUGUUGUUGGCGGUGGUAUCGUAGGUGUCGCGUCAGCGCGUGAAAUAUUGUUACGACAUCCGCAUUUACGUGUUGGUCUACUAGAGAAAGAACAUAAAUUAGCCGUGCAUCAGAGUGGACAUAACUCUGGCGUUAUACAUGCUGGUAUUUACUACAAACCAGGAUCACUGAAAGCCAAAUUAUGCGUGGAGGGUAUGCAUUUGGCGUACGACUUCUUGAACGAGAAGAAAAUUCCAUACAAAAAAGUGGGCAAACUGAUUGUGGCCACAAGUGAAGAUGAAGUAGAACGUUUGAUGGACUUGUAUGAACGUGGUCAAAAGAAUUUAUGUCCCGAUCUGAAAUUAAUUGACGGCAAAGAAAUAAAAGAGUUUGAACCAUAUUGUGAAGGCGUUAAAGCUAUACACAGUCCGCAUACUGGCAUUGUCGACUGGGGUCUAGUCACCGAAUACUAUGCGCAAGACUUCAAACAAGCUGGCGGUGAUGUGCACCUCAAUUUCCAAGUGUCGAAAUUCUUGGAAACCACCGAUGGCGAUGCUAGCAAAUACCCGGUAACAAUACGUGGCGCACGCGGUUACCAACAAGUGCGUACACGUUACGUGCUAACCUGUGGCGGCCUACAAUCCGACAAGUUAGCCGAAAUGACAGGCUGUCCACGCGAUCCACGCAUUAUACCCUUCCGUGGUGAAUACCUGCUGCUCUCGAAGGAGAAACAACAUAUGGUGCGUGGCAAUAUUUAUCCUGUACCCGAUCCUAAUCUGCCAUUCCUGGGCGUGCACUUCACACCACGCAUGGACGGCUCGGUUUGGCUGGGACCGAAUGCUGUGUUGGCCUUCAAGCGUGAAGGUUAUACUUAUGGUGACAUAAACUUGCUGGAAUUAUUUGAUGCUGUGCGUCAUCCUGGUUUCAUGAAAAUGGCUAGCAGACAUUUGAAAUUCGGUUUAAGCGAAAUGAUGAAAUCAAUCUUCAUCAGAUUACAAACUAAAGAAUUGCAAAAGUACAUACCACAAAUUAAUGAAUUUGACAUAAGCAAUGGUCCAGCUGGUGUACGUGCUCAGGCCAUGGACAGCUAUGGCAGCUUGGUGGAUGAUUUCGUAUUCGAUAAGGGAGAGGGAGAAAGUCCGUUGGCCAAACAGGUGCUGCAUUGCCGUAAUGCACCGUCACCGGGUGCGACCAGCAGUUUGGCUAUUGCCAAAAUGAUUGCCGAUAAGCUUGAAAAGGAAUUCGAUAUAAAAUCCUAAGACAAUGGUGUUGCCGAAGAAAU